AUGAAAUUCUAUAUUGACGACUUGCCGGUUCUUUUCCCAUAUCCCAAGAUAUACCCAGAACAAUAUCACUAUAUGUGUGAUAUGAAAAAGACUUUAGAUGCUGGUGGUAAUAGUAUAUUGGAAAUGCCUUCGGGUACUGGUAAGACUGUCUCGUUGCUUUCUUUGACGGUUGCUUAUCAGAUGCAUUAUCCAGAACAUAGGAAGAUUAUUUAUUGUUCUCGUACUAUGUCAGAAAUCGAAAAGGCAUUGAUCGAAUUAGAGAAUUUAAUGGAUUAUAGAAGUAGAGAAUUGGGGUAUGCUGAAGAUUUCCGUGGUUUAGGGUUGACAUCCAGAAAGAAUCUAUGUUUACAUCCUCAGGUAAGUAAAGAAAGAAAAGGUACUGUGGUUGAUGAAAAAUGUAGACGUAUGACAAAUGGCCAGGCAAAACGUAAAUUGGAAUCAGAUCCUGAGGCAAAAGUCGAAUUAUGUGAUUAUCAUGAAAACUUGUACGACUUAGAAAUCGAAGAUUAUCUUCCAAAAGGUGUUUAUUCAUUUGAAAGAUUAUUAAAAUAUUGUGAACAAAAGACUUUAUGUCCAUAUUUCAUUGUACGUCGUAUGAUUUCCAUGUGUAAUAUCAUUAUUUAUUCAUAUCACUACCUGUUGGAUCCAAAGAUCGCAGAAAGAGUCUCUAGAGAAGUCUCAAAAGAUAGUAUUGUUAUCUUUGACGAAGCGCAUAAUAUCGAUAACGUUUGUAUUGAAUCUUUGUCAUUAGAUUUAACAAAUGAUAUGUUGAAAAGGGCUACGAAGGGUGCAAACGCUUUGGCCAACAAGAUCGAAGAGGUUCGUGAGGUUGAUUCUCAAAAAUUACAGGAUGAAUAUGAAAAACUAGUUAAAGGCUUACAUACAGCUGAUAUUUUAGAGGAAGAGGAAGAACCAUUAGUGGAGGUUCCAGUAUUAUCACAAGAUUUGUUAACAGAAGCUAUUCCAGGUAAUAUCAGAAGAGCAGAACAUUUUGUAUCUUUCUUAAAGAGAUUAAUUGAAUAUUUAAAAACAAGAAUGAAGGUUUUGCAUGUCAUCUCUGAAACUCCGAAGUCAUUCUUACAACAUUUAAAGCAAUUAACAUUUAUUGAUAGGAAACCUUUGAGAUUUUGUUCGGAAAGAUUAUCUCUGUUAGUGAGAACUUUAGAAGUUUCAGAAAUUGAAGAUUUCAAUGCUUUGAAAGAUAUUGCAACAUUUGCCACAUUGGUUUCUACUUAUGAAGAUGGGUUUUUGUUAAUCAUUGAACCAUAUGAAAUUGAAAAUGCAGCUGUUCCAAAUCCAAUUUUACGUUUCACAUGUUUAGAUGCCUCUAUUGCUAUAAAGCCUGUUUUCGAAAAGUUCUCCUCAGUAAUCAUUACUUCUGGUACUAUUUCGCCUUUGGACAUGUAUCCUAGAAUGUUAAACUUUAAUACAGUCUUGGAAAAAUCUUAUGCGAUGACUUUGACUAAAAAAUCAUUUUUGCCAAUGAUUGUAACUAAAGGUUCAGAUCAAGUUGCUAUUUCAUCUCGUUUUGAAAUUAGAAAUGAUCCAAGUAUUGUGCGUAAUUAUGGUUCUAUGUUGGUAGAAUUUGCUAAGAUUACUCCUGAUGGUAUGGUUGUUUUCUUCCCAUCCUAUUUAUACAUGGAAAGUAUUAUUUCAAUGUGGCAAACUAUGGGUAUAUUAGAUGAAGUUUGGAAACACAAAUUAAUUUUAGUUGAAACACCUGAUGCACAAGAGACAUCUUUAGCGUUAGAGACCUAUAGAAAAGCUUGUUCAAAUGGUAGAGGUGCUAUUUUACUAUCUGUUGCGAGAGGUAAGGUAUCUGAAGGUAUCGAUUUUGACCAUCAUUAUGGUAGAACUGUAUUGAUGAUAGGUAUUCCAUUCCAAUACACAGAAUCUCGUAUUUUAAAGGCUAGACUUGAAUUCUUAAGAGAAAACUAUCAAAUUAGAGAGAAUGACUUUUUAUCUUUUGAUGCUAUGCGUCAUGCUGCUCAAUGUUUGGGUAGAGUUUUAAGAGGUAAAGAUGAUUACGGUGUAAUGGUACUAGCAGAUCGUAGAUUUUCCAGAAGAAGAAACCAAUUGCCUAAAUGGAUAGCUCAAGGAUUAUCCGAUGCUGACUUGAACCUUUCAACAGAUAUGGCUAUUGCAAACACAAAGCAAUUCUUAAGAACUAUGGCCCAACCUACUAAUCCAAAGGAUCAACAAGGUGUCUCUGUCUGGAAUUAUGAAGAGCUAUUACAGCAUCAACAAGAAGUUGAAAGAAAAAAGGGUAACAAUUCUAGAUCUAUUGGAGAUGCAUCAGUCGAAAUUGAUGAUGAUGUAGAAAUGACUUGA
Vanderwaltozyma polyspora DSM 70294 is the source of this 2331-nucleotide messenger RNA. It is a transcript of the gene RAD3, whose product is annotated as TFIIH/NER complex ATP-dependent 5'-3' DNA helicase subunit RAD3. Gene Ontology annotation, molecular function: damaged DNA binding; ATP binding; DNA helicase activity. The coding region runs from base 1 to 2331 and encodes 776 amino acids. The transcript has a single exon. The record is from RefSeq and is a predicted model, not a curated record. Gene Ontology annotation, cellular component: nucleus. Gene Ontology annotation, biological process: nucleotide-excision repair; positive regulation of mitotic recombination; transcription by RNA polymerase II. Lineage: Eukaryota; Fungi; Ascomycota; Saccharomycetes; Saccharomycetales; Saccharomycetaceae.